This is a messenger RNA of Candida dubliniensis CD36, 3798 nucleotides long. RefSeq names its product transport protein particle complex II subunit. Gene Ontology annotation, biological process: early endosome to Golgi transport; intra-Golgi vesicle-mediated transport. Lineage: Eukaryota; Fungi; Ascomycota; Pichiomycetes; Serinales; Debaryomycetaceae. The transcript has a single exon. Gene Ontology annotation, cellular component: TRAPPII protein complex. The record is from RefSeq and is a predicted model, not a curated record. The coding region runs from base 1 to 3798 and encodes 1265 amino acids.
AUGGCGAAUCCAGUUAAAAUUGGAUAUUACGAUCCAUUUGGUAUAUAUCCAUUGAUUAAAGAUGAGCUCAAAAAGAUAUCACCUAUACUGAGCCUACACAUACGGUUUCACCCUUCACAACCAUUGAAAACAACCCAUGAUUUGCCAAUUGGAUUCACAGAAGAGAUUCCCAAAAAAUCAGACUCAUCUUUUUUGGAAAAUCACAAUGUCUAUGCCAGACUAAUGCUUAUAAAAAUUGAAUCAUUGGACAAGUAUCGUACCCAAGUAAGGCCGUUAAUCAAAGAAUGGUUGAAGACUCUUGUGUUCAAUGGAAAAGUGAACGCUUCUUCUCCAUCAUGGAUGAUUCUACUAUAUGUUCCCUCGGACGCCAAAGAUAAACUGUCCACAAUUAUUAAAAUGUCUCACUAUGACAAAUUAUUGAAAGAUUUUAGUAACGAAGGAGGUAAAGAAUUAGUAGCUUUAUUUUCUGAGUCGGCUUCGUCUAGUGCAUCUGUUGGUGUCCAGAGCAAUGAAUCAAUGGGGUACUGUUUUAAACUCAAGCAGAAUGAAUUUGAGUUGAACGAAUUUCUUGUCCAGAUCAAAAAUUUGUUGGGGUUUACAUUUAACCAAAAGUACCAUUUGAAUCUGGAUUUGAUAACGACUAGUGGUGAUGACGAAAAGAAUACAUUGACAAAAUACGUGGCAACUUAUAAUCUAGCCGAAUUGUUUUAUGAUAUGAAGCUAUUCAAUGACUGUAUCAACUUUUUCAAUAGGUUAUCUGAGCAAUUAAACAAUUUAGUCGAGCACAACCCAGAUUUAUUUAAUUAUAAAGUUGACUUACCAGCUGAGGUUUUCUCAAAUGAUUUUGAUUUUAAUGAGUUUUACAACAGAAAAUGUCAACAUAUACAUGAUGCCAACUCGUUUGCCAAUGUGAAUCUAUUUGAAUUGAAGUGCUUUAUAUUUUUCAGACAGGCAUCAACACUUGAGAUGUUGGCUACUAAUAACUUUAAAACUUCAAUCUCCUUAGCAGAAUUACAAAUUUCCAAGCUUUUUAGAAAUUUGGUACUUUUUUUAAAUGAUUUAUUACAGAUAUUUCACAAUGAACAAGUAUUGAUAGAAUUUGAAUAUUCAAUAAUCGAGUAUUUCUUGAGUUUAGAUAUAGUCAAUAAGCUUAUCGAGCAAGGUACAAAAAUUCAUGAAGCAGAACCAGCAAACAACAACAAUUCGCACCAACUAAAAAGAAUGUUCGAGUCAAGAGGGGAACUAAAACUACUACAAAGAUCCAGCUUGAGCAAAUUGGCACAGAAGAAUAGCAUUGAAAUUAAAGGCUUAGAUCAGGUUUUUGAAGACGUGUCACUUGACGAGGAAGAAGCAUUGAAAGAACAUAGAGAUUCGACAAAGGAAACCAAAUUAGACUUAAGUCAUCCAAAGCUAUUACAGGCAUUACAAAAUAAAAAUGCAUUCAUUGAUGAGUUUACAAAACUUACCGAAGGAAUUCUUGAAGAUUUUAUGGGCUGUGACAGAUCAAAAACUAUCGAUGUAUUAUCCAUUGAUUUAGCCAUAUUAAACUAUGAGAAGGGAAAUUAUAGUGAGUGUUUGGAAAUUUUACGUGACUCUUACGACUUCUUCAUUCAGAAUGGAUGGAAUUAUUUGGGUGGUAUAUUACUAGAAAUCUAUUAUGGAUGUAUGGAGAAAACCAAAUCUACCAACUAUGAAGAAAUAUUGAGUACUUGUCUAAAACUAUUGUCAUGUUUAGAGGGUAACCACACUGAUAUCAAUUCGUUUAGAUUAAUUAAUAAUAAGUUACAGAUAAAGAAAUUAUUUGACAGAAUUGAAGUUUAUGCAAAUAAGCUAGAUUCCACAAAGAGAUUCGAAAAGUCUUUGAAUCAAUUCUUCAAAACCGAUAUAAUUCCUUACAUAAAUGCCGAUGAGUCAACUUCUAGGGAUAAGUAUUUAAUCCGGUUGAAAAUUAAAAACCCCUUUUCCUUGGCGUUUGUAUUUAAACAUGUGGAGUUGAUCAUAGUAGACGAAGAAGGGUCAGAAAUAGUGUUUCAAGCUGAUAAUGUUGAGAUUACGGAAAAAUUAGAUAACACUAUUCAACUAUCAACUAAUAAUUUCAUAUUGGGAUCCUUUUCGCCGUACCGCUUGACAAUCCAAUUUUAUAACAGUUUAUUUUUGAUUUUAGACUACGGAGAAAAAGAAUUACAAAUGAGCCAUGCUUCAUUUUUAAGUGAUACAGUGAUUGAACAUAAUAAUAAUAAUAAUGUGUUUGAUUAUGAGGGCCUGAACACGUUGCCUUUAUUUAAACCAAGACACGAGAAAACACUUUUAGCUUAUCAGAAUAUUAAUAAAUUGACUGCACAGUUUUGUUGCGCUAAUGACUUGAAAUUAGGCUCCACAGAAGUUGUUCUAAAGAUCAAAAGUGGAAGCAAUCCUAUCAGUGAUAUUAGAAUAAAAAUGUUUUCGACGACACCAGGGCUAACAAUAGUAGAGCCUGAAUUGGAAAUCAGUGAACUUGACUCACAAGAAACUCGAACAUUUUUAAUUCCUUACACUUACGUCAGGUCAGUCAAUAAAAUAAUUAAUAUGAGAGCUAAGAUCGAAUAUAAUGUUGAUGGUGAAGAGCAAUACAGUUUCCAAGUUUCGUAUAACAUAGAUACUGCGCUAACUGUGUCGGUUACUGUCCAAGACAUAUUCAAGCGGGAUUUUAUAUACUCAAAGUUUCAAGUUGGCACAUCUAAUCCCAAAUACCCAAUUAGGAUCAUCAACAAUGAUUUAACCACAGAGUCAAAUUAUGAAAUUAUCAAACCAAGCAGGUUUCUGUCAUAUGAUAUUAUUGCAUUUGGUGAACAACCAAGUAAUUUCUUUUACAAGAUCAAACCUAAAAGCGAUGAAGUGUACCUAAAUGAUACGUUGAACUUGACAGUUGACUACACAAACUUGCAAGAAGAAUGUGAAGAGUAUGUUUCAAAAGAGAUAAUUCACUGUUUGGAGCACAAUCAAUUGGUCAAGUAUUGGUAUUUGAUUAAGGAUAUUAUUGUCACUAAACUAAAGUUUGAUUUAAACGGAUUUGCAGUGUACAAAACAAUCAAAUUCUUGAAUGGGUUAGAAUUGAAUCUAUUAGCAGAGAGAAUUGUUUUGCAAUAUGUGGAAAAUUCAGUGGAUCAAAAGAAUUUGCUUAAAUUAAUGCUGAAUAUACUCGUGAAUCAUAACUUUGAAACAUCUUUAGACUCCUAUGAGUACAAUAAUGUUCUUCAUUUACACAUUUCGGUUCCAGUCCCCGUUUUGAAGUAUUUACAGAUUGUUGAAUAUCAAUAUGAUAAAAAACAGUACACUGUAGGAGAGCCUAUCAAUGUCAAUUUGAAAAUCAAUACUAUAAUAAGAUGGUCCCCUAAAGAUCAAGAUCAUGAAUUCGACUACAGUGAAAAUCAAUCACAACCUCUUGCUGUAUCAUCACCACAAAGAAAUAAGAGUAAGAAUAGCAAUGAAAAUAUGGAUAAUUCCACACCAGUUGUAACCAAGGACCAAUUUCAAUUAGUCAUACAACAAGAUGAUAAUUGGUUAAUGUCAGGGUUCAGACGUUUUACAUUUAGUGGUGGACAAGAGACAACUAAACAAUUGACUUUAAUUCCAUUAAAUGUUGGUAAGAUACCGUUGCCUCAAGUGGUAAUUAAAGAAUUGGCUGAUGGUGUAAACCCUAUAAAUGAUGAUGACGAUGAAGAAGAAAAUGACAGUGAUGAUUUAGAUAUUGAAUUCAUCAACGGAUUGGAAACCAUUUUAGUUAUACCAGAAGUAAAUAGCAUUACUUUUUCAUUCUAG